GAUUGUAGAGAAAGUGGAUCUUUAAGGUUGCAAGAAUGGAAGCUAGUGGCUCAAAAUCUAAUGCGGUUUAUUCUGAAAGAGAAGAAGAGGAACGUUCUGGUUCGAAAUUAUUGGCGCCUUCCACCAAUCAUUCCAAAGGUUCACCUCACUCCGAGAAAGCAAGGUAUGCACCUUUCUUUACGUUUAUUUCUAGUGCAAAAAAAACUCUCGGGUCAAAACUGGAAUAUGCGAAAGACUUGGUGAAAAAGGACGGAGACCUAGUUGCUGAAGGUGAAGACUUGUCUGGUUCUCCUCAAAGGAAUACCGCCAAAUUUGACGUUGCUUCUUGUCAGAUCAGACGCUCCAAGUCAGUAGAAGGAUUUCCUUUAUGGUCAGAUUCCUUCAAGCUCUUGAGACAGUUUCGGAUUACUGGAGGUCAUCCUCUAUAUGCGUUUUGUCAACGUAACACGGGAAAUAUAUUCUUCAUCACUUCCAAAACUAUCGAAACCUUUGACAGUUAUUGCAACAAGAUCCUUGAUAUUCGUUUACCUGUUGCUUGGGAAGAUCCUUCGAUAGUUGCGGAGAGUGCUGACGAUGUCAAAGCGCCCAAAAGAUUUACACAUGUUGGUGGUAUUGGUGGUCCUCAGGUUAUACCAGCUAUCACGGCGUGCUAUAUCGAACAUUUAGACGAAGUUGUUGUUGCACAUGAGGACGGCUCACUUCGUUCAUAUUGCUGUAGUAGUGGCAGCAUGGGUGUGGAGAGUAGAAACUCUUGUCUUGCGACUUUUAGGUCAAAAGACAGUUCACGUAGUUCUGUAGAAAAGAGAAGUCAACUACCAAGUUCUCAACGAAGUGUCUCUAUCAGUUUUUAUAAGGAUUUUCUCAUCAGUGGUUGUGCUGAUGGUUGCAUUAGAAUUUGGCAUUUUGAUGCUGUCGAAGACGCAGAGGGAAAGGCAAUGGAUACCAUUCUUCUUACUGAAACAUAUGAACCGAGUUUAGGAAACCUUCCUUUAAUGUUGAAGCCAACCAUAACAGCCGUUUCGGUCGCUUCUCUUCCGAAUGAAAUGUUGUCAUCAGAUGGCUUACAUGAUGCAGCUGUUGCUGUUUUCUAUGCCAAUGCAGAAGCACACUCAGGACCUGUUACUGGCCUAGCCACUUUAUUGGAUGGCCUGAUUUUGUUGAGUGUUGGGCGUGAUAGUAUGCUAUCAGUGACGGAAACCAUUAGUGGACGUUGUAUGGCAAGAAAACGUUUACAUUAUGUUCCCACCGUUUUGUUUCAUUUGAAGGAUAUAGAUAUUUCAUCAGAAGAUGAUGUGGUGAAAAGGCAAGAUUUGCAUUUUCUAGUGGGGGGUUCGGAAGGCCAGGUUGACCUUUAUCGUCUUGUGGUAAUGUCACUUUCAAGACUAGAGUUUCAACUUGUUCGAAAACUUCAUGAGCGCUCCAAAAAUAGACGAGCGGCAGUAAGCAGUAUAGUUGCGGAUCUUGAUGCAUUAUUGAUCAUAGCAACUUUUUCCGAUAAAAUUGUUCGAAUGUGGAGAAUCACUGAGAUAGACAGUGCUAUGCUUCGUAUGCAAGCCCCGCCAGAAACAUCAAAUCCUGCUGUCGCGUGCUUUGAAGGUCCUCAAUCGUGCUUUACUAGAGACAAUGUUGUUUCUAUUUUGGAACUCAUUCCUUUCCGUACUCGCCUAGCUUUGUACGAUGGAUUGAUUGAGGCUCAGAGAGUUUUGGCUUUAGCUUUACAGGAUUCUGUUGGGUUGUCAGAACAAGCAAAGGACAGUGUUGUGUCUGAUUUCGAACGUAUCCAAACGCACUUUCAACAACGAGCAGAAAGAUUGGACAGCGAGCUACAAAUAAAGCUGGAGAGAACUCGCCAUCGCUACUAUCACUGUUUAAUAGAGGAUAACUCGAAGGAAGAAGGUUUGUUUGAUUUUCAUGACGUAGAAAAACGGAAGUUGUUCUGUUCGGUAUUAUCCAACACCGGAAAGGAACUUGCUGCUUUUGAAGUGAACUGGGCUCUGUCCAAACAUCAUCUUUACCUUGAAGGUCUCUGUCGAGAACUAUCUCUUCAGCUUCGUGCUAGUCUCGUGAAUAUUUUGCAAAAGGCUAACACUCAAGGGGCAAAGGAGGUCUUGGAGAAUUUUCCUUCCCUUGGGAUUUCGGAGUAAUAGAAAUUUCAAAUAUAUAUAGUUCUGAUAAGCUUAUUAUUUGUGAAAUUGGUUACUUGUGACUUGAAAGUAAAAAUGAGAUAUAAAAA
Messenger RNA from Galdieria sulphuraria, 2233 nucleotides. RefSeq lists its product as uncharacterized. The record is from RefSeq and is a predicted model, not a curated record. Gene Ontology annotation, molecular function: protein binding. Bases 36 to 2144 code for a protein of 702 amino acids. Lineage: Eukaryota; Rhodophyta; Bangiophyceae; Galdieriales; Galdieriaceae. The transcript has 3 exons.